Molecule: messenger RNA, 575 nt
Organism: Meira miltonrushii
Lineage: Eukaryota; Fungi; Basidiomycota; Exobasidiomycetes; Exobasidiales; Brachybasidiaceae
Exons: 1
Coding region: 21-575 (184 amino acids)
Source: RefSeq, a predicted model, not a curated record
ACACAAACCCCGACACCAUCAUGACGCGCUUCUCAUUCACAACGGCUGGUUUGUUCAGCCUUGCAAUCUUUACUGCUAUGUACUUGGCAACAUUCAACGUCAACGCAGCUUCGAUUGAACGUAGAGCAGGACGUACCAAACAACUUUACUCUUUCAAAUUUUCUUAUUUCAACGAAAGUGAUGGAGAAACGGAAUCGGGUAAAACAGGAUUCAAUUAUGAUGGUUUUUUGCGUCCAUUUGGUCGCAUUUCUGGAGGUGGCGGUUUUGACUACGAAGCUGAUACUGGAUACGAAGGCGGAAUUAACAUAGGUACAACAGAUCCCGAUAACGUCAACAAGACCAUCAAUGGUUUAGGAGCAGGUUAUCGAUUCAACGAAACGAAUGUUGAUAUCGGAGCAGGUAUUUCUGCAUUUGAUCAAAAGGUUAAUUUUCAACUCGAUAUCGCAAAAGACGGUACAAUCUUUGUACAUUUUGACGUUCAAUCCAAUUCGACUGAUUUGGUUUGUCAACCAAGUGAUGAAUCCGAUGAUAGCAGCAGUGGAAUCGUUUGCACGGCUACCCCAAACGCAAGUUAA